AUGCCUACCUUUCCAUUUCGCUCCAACAAAGGUGACAAAAAUGCCGACACUCCUUCAUCGCCCAACUUUUCUUCGAAAUUGAGCAAUCUCAAAUCGCAAGGAGAAAAGAAAUUAAACGAGGCCGCUUCCAAAGGAAAAAAUAAGCUAGGCUUGUUCAAGAAAUCGGAUUCGAACAUGUCGGCGGACGAUUCGGGCAAAGGAUCUACCAGUGGCAAGAUUUCGGCUCUUUCCGAGGAUAGUCUGGUGGCAGAUGAUAAUAAUAUCAAUAGUGAUGAUAAUGACAGCCAAAAUCAAGAAGAAGAAGAAGAAGGUGAUGAAGGAGACACAUCUGAAAUAUUCAUUGCGGAUAGACGAGGUCAUUUUCAAAAGAACAAUGGAUCCGGUAUGGGAAGCCGUUUUGAAAGAUCGUUGUCGAAUCGAUCGUCGUCGUCCCUGGGGUCGAAUCAAAGUGAAGCAGAUGCCUUUUUCAUUCAAGGAGGAGCUCGUCAAUCGCAGCAUUCCAAAUUAUUGGCGCCACCUACUCCUGCCUAUACCUCGUCUGGCAGAAGUGUCCCAAGAAUGGGGGCAGUCUCGCUGGAAGCUCACAUGUCAUUGAAAUAUAGCAAGGCUACUGGAUUCCCCACCAAAUGGUUCAAGGCCUAUGUCAUUUUGGACAUGGACACUAGCAAUCGAGGUGCUAUCAAAAUAUACCCUAGCAAACCCAACAAUACGGCCGAUAGUGGUCCAUCCGUCAGUUCUCGCUCGGGACGCGCUGGCAAAAUGGCGGCAAGCAAGCAUCAAUCGACUCGGAUUGGAGCUACCGAUCUCGGGUUUUUGGAUCAAUCCGUCAAACCACUUUUGGAAAUUCCAGCAUCCAUGAAUUGGAUUGCCAAGGACUAUGAAAAUUCGAGCCGGCGGUUUGUAGUCGAAAUUCCAUCCGAAGCGGCUGCCAUGGUACGAUCGUCCAUCUUGUAUUCCAAGAUGAAGGAAAAUAAAGUCAAUACGUCGGUCGAAAGUGAAAUGUUUUCACUGCCCAGCGGUGGUACGAGUGCCACCAAUGCAUCAUCGGAUGAUGUGAGUGAUGUGACGGACAUGGAGGACAUGGAUACUAGGGAUGCCACAGACAACGACGACAACAAUGAAGAUCAGGUGACUCCAUUGAAGAAUACUUCCGGUGGCAGUACCUUGCUAGGUGCUCUCACAAAGGCCCGUCAGAAAAAGGAACCCUUCCGAUUGCAUUUCCAAUGCUUGCGCAAGGGUGGCAAUGAAAAACAAGUCUGGAUGACAGCCUUUGAAGAAUUGGGCCGACUGUCUUUUAAUUUGCACAAGCGCGUCUUUGGAUUGGGCCGAAAAUGGAAGGAUCCAUGCAAACACGAACGGAUUCGCGUCAAACGAGAUGACAAGUUUGCCAAACAAGCGAAACUUUUGUCCACUUUGGGAAAACAGGACAGUGAUGUAGCGGCGGAUGAGACUCUAGAUGGAAGCUCUGGUCAAAUCAGUCUCACCAGUCUGAAUCGGGAUGGUAGUUCUAAUUUGAAGAGUUACGACGAUGACUCGGACAGCAGUUCGGAAUUUGGUGGUCAUGCUCCUUUGAAGGCCAACUUUCGAUUGACCAACAAGACGGAUUCAAGAGAAUUCAUGGUGCAUCCGACCUACGCGUAUCCCAACAAGUGGAUGACCCAUUCGGAAAUCUACAACGAAAUGCUCAAACCGUCCCUGGUUUAUCAUGAUUUACGAGUGGCCGCUGAGACUAGAAAAGAAAUUGGUACGGUCCGAGUAGAAAUCUUGGAAUGUUCCGGGCUCCCUUCCUUGGACUGGAACUCGGAAACCGACGCCGUGGUCUAUUUGGUGUGCGGGUCGUAUGCAUUUACCAGUGAUGUGAUUCAGAACAAGCUCAAUCCUGUGUGGUUGCCCAGAUCCCGUCGGGCUUGCAUCUUUCCUCUCUUCCAUGCUUACGCCAAGGUGUUUGCGGGUGUCUUUGAUGAUGAUGGACCAGGGCAGAAGGAUGAUUUUGCUGGUCGUAUCGUUUUGGAUUUGGCAAAGUGUCGCCCUGGAUCGACCUACGAUGUGGCCCUUCCCUUGAGGAAGUCCAGUCAAGUCUACUCUCGUCGUGCAAGAGGUGUCAUCCGACUGCGGUUUAGUAUCGACUAUACCUCCCAUCAGGCAGCCAUACUCUCUUACCUUCCGGAACGCAAGUUCAACGAUCCAGACAAGGACAAUAGUGUCUCGGUAUUGUGUUACGAUGAAACGUCAUUUCGAAACAUUACUCUAACUGUUCAUGGCGAAGACUUGCCCGGCAAAUUCACCACCCCCUUGAUGAAGGCAACGACUAGAGAAAUUCACUUUCUCCGGAAAGUCGCUACCAAUGCGCUGCAAGAGACAGUCUUCGACAUCAUCUUUUGGAAGAAUCGGUCAUUUUCGGCGCUUUGCUUCGUCGCAUGGAUGCACUGUUGUUAUUUGAAUUCGUUUGGAUUGGUUCCAUUUUACGGAUUUUGCUUCCUCUUGUUGAUCAUGAUGCAGAAUUAUGCGUUUUAUGGCAGCGAUGGACGGGUCCAGCAAGGAUUCGUUCCUCCCAGUUUCGAGGAAAUGGCAAUGGCUCUAGCCAAGGGCAAGCCGAUUGAACCACUAUACGUGCGCCCGCACCGAGACGAAGCCUCCGCUUUGAAAUCCGAAAAGACGUUGAAAACCCAUGACGAGAAAGCAAAGAAUCUACUACAAUUGCUGGGAUUCAAGUCCUCUACAGAAGAAGAUCAACCAGAGGACUAUCAUAUUGAGUUUCCGCUUUCUCGGGCCAUUCGCCAUCCAAUCACGGAAGAAUAUCUGUACCCAAAAUUCUCCAUCAAGGAUUGUAAAGUUGUAAAGAAAUCUCAGCAAUCAAAAAAUGAUGAGGACGAUGAUAGAUCGUAUUCCAUUGAAAUCAUGGCGGCUGUGUCCAGCACGGAGGGCGAAGGAGGACAACUGACUUCUCGACUCGGAACGGCAGCUAGCAAUCUCCAGGCAAAAUUUGGCGACACUUUAGACAGAGGACGAGGGCGACUAGAAAAAGGAAAAGAAAUGUUGAAUCAGACGAAGGAGAUGACGAAGGAGAUGCUGGAAAUGCAGUUGGGAAAUCCUAAUUUGUCACGCAGCGGGUCCAAUGGGAUGAUGGAUGCGAAUUUCGAGCUCGCUGCUGCCUUCCAAAGACUACCAAAGAACCUUCAAAUUCAAGACCAGAAUAUUGACGUUCCAGAAAUUUCAGAGAAGGGAGAAAAAAAGAAAAUUAUUGAGGAGCUGUACGAUGUUCGGAAUGAAUUCCAUGGCAUCUCCAAGUUUGCAUUUCUCGAUAAGACACACACGAUUGCACAAAAGGACCCUAUUUACUUUGGAGGCAAGCAGUCGAAGAAUUGCACUAAUGACUUGGACAAACUGUUGGGUCUCGGAACACAUGGAACUACCAAUCCAGUCAAGUCCAUGAUUGCUGCUCACAUGGCACCUCUAGUGUCUGCAAUCCAAGCUUUCCUCCAUGCGAUUCGAUGUCUGGUGAACAUUACCACUUGGCAGGAUCCAAUCUUGUCCUUUUGGGUGUCGGUUGCCAUCUUCGCUGCGGCGAUGGUUUCGCUGAUCUUUCCCUUCCAACUCUUCUUUGUGUUUGUAGGUAUUGUGGUUCUAGGUCCUCAGAAUUGGGUCUUCAUCACAUAUGUUCGGCCUCACUUUCGAGAAGAAAUAUCAGAGAUGCAGCAAAACAAGCGAAUCAAGAAGCUGGCAAGAGCCAAGAAGAAGAAAGUGUACCGAGACAUUCCAACCAACCAACCUAUCAUCACUUCUCAUACUUCCGACAAUAGCCCCCCGCUGGAGCUGGCGUUGAAUCAAGUCGAUAAGCGAGGAAUUCAUCAAGUUAGUGUUCCUUAUUCACAAUUGACCUAUCGGCGAGACACCUACUGGCCACCUCAACCAGAAUAUGGGCGAUGCGACCCUGACGUUCGUGGAUUCGAACGAAGUAUGCAACGAAUGCAACAACUUAGUUCACGGAAGAGUACGAUUGGCGUUCCAGCGCACGUUAUGAAUUCGAACACAUCUGCCACAAAGCGCAUGGGCUCGCUUACAGAAGAUUCGGAAUCAUGA
Molecule: messenger RNA, 4080 nt
Organism: Cylindrotheca closterium
Lineage: Eukaryota; Bacillariophyta; Bacillariophyceae; Bacillariales; Bacillariaceae
Source: the annotation of a GenBank genome assembly